Molecule: messenger RNA, 2668 nt
Organism: Brassica napus (rape)
Lineage: Eukaryota; Viridiplantae; Streptophyta; Magnoliopsida; Brassicales; Brassicaceae
Exons: 1
Coding region: 137-2476 (779 amino acids)
Source: RefSeq, a predicted model, not a curated record
AACAUUAUCGACACUUGGUGGUACCACCACAUAUACUUUAAAAAAAAAAACUUUCACUAGCCUAGAACUGUCCCGUGUGAAUUAAACUAGUUUCGGUUCACGUGAAUCUCUCUCUGCUUCAACAGAAGAAGACAAGAUGGGUGAUAUGUUUCCACCACGUUUGAAGAAGUUUUGGGACAAAUGGAACAUUCGUGGAGUCAUAAUGCUCAGUCUAUUCCUCCAAACAAUCCUUAUCUUCUUUGCACCGAGCCGGAAACGCACAGCAAAGAAGCUCUUCCUCGUGCUCAUAUGGUCAGCUUAUCUUCUUGCUGAUUGGGCGGCCGAUUACGCAGUGGGACAAAUCUCAGACAGUCAAGAAGAAGCUGCUGACAAACAUGACAAGACCCGUGAGCUGUUAGCUUUCUGGUCACCUUUCCUUCUCUUGCACCUUGGAGGUCCAGACACCAUUACAGCACUUGCCCUGGAGGAUAAUGAGCUUUGGAACAGACACUUGUUCAGCCUUGUCUGCCAAGCGGUCGCUACUGUCUACGUGAUCUUGUUGUCCACACCCAACAGGCUUCUGACUCCGACGGUUAUCAUGCUUUUCGGCGGAGUGAUCAAGUAUGUCGAGAGAACAUCAGCCUUGUUCUCAGCGAGUCUUGACAAGUUCAAGGACUCUAUGCUCGAGGAUCCUGACCCUGGUGCUAACUACGCGAAGCUCAUGGAGGAAUAUGCUAAUAAAAGGGAUAUGAAUAUGCCAACCGAGGUCAUUGUCGUGGAGGAUCCAGAGAAAGGGCGUGAAUGCAAUACUCCGGUUAGACCCAAGGAUGAUCUCACCAACCUUCAAGUCGUUCAGUAUGCUUUCAAGUACUUUAAUAUCUUCAAAGGUCUUAUUGUUGAUCUUAUCUUCACUAACAAGCAACGCGACGAGAGCAGGAAGUUCUUCGACUCUCUGAAACCAGAAGAAGCUCUAAGAAUCAUCGAAGUCGAGCUCAGCCUCAUCUACGAAAGCCUCUUCACAAAAGCGGAGAUUCUUCAUAACUGGACCGGAGCUGUGUUCCGGGUUAUAGCUCUAGCGUGUCUUGUCUCCUCACUCUGUCUCUUCAGUCUUAAAAACGAAGCUGAGUACGAAGGAUUCGAUGUUGCUCUUACUUACGCGCUGCUCAUAUGUGGAAUAGCUCUUGAUUCCAUCGCUCUUCUCAUGUUCUGUGUCUCUGACUGGAGCAUCGCUAGACUGAGGAAUCUCAAGGAGGACCUGGACGAGAAAGACCCUUGGGCUUGGGUGGACAGAGUUCUCAACUGGAUCCUCGGCUUCAGGACGCUGAGGUGGAAAAGAUCCAUAUGUUUCAUGGAUGGACAUGAAGUUCUCGACAGGAACUUUAUGUUUCGCAGAUGGUCUGAGUAUGUUCAUGCGUACAACUUGAUCGGUUACUGCUUGAAGAUACGUCCCAAGAGAUUCCAUCCUACCAAGGGUAUGAUACACAGUUUCAUCCCAUGCUCCGGAACUCGCCAGUUUUGUAGCUUGAUCCACCGUACUCUAAGCAACUUGAGCAAGUGUAACUGCAUCAUCCUUCCAGUUACUUUACUUCGUCACCAGCUUGGACGUUUGAUCAGGUCCGUCCUAGAGUUUUUCGGUCUCACCGAGUUGGUUGAGGAGAUAAGAUUCACAACCAGUGAUCGUCUCACGAGAGAGCUGUGGGAGUUCAUAUUCAAACAGGUGCAACACAAACAUCGUUUUGCUGAAGAUCCAGAGAGUGCCAAGAGUAUAUCUUCAGCUAGAGGAGACUGGACUUUAGUUGAAACAUCAAGCAAAACGGCAGAAGGAGGACCAGACCAUGCGAAGCUUCUGAGAUAUGUGACGGAAAAGGAUUACGACCAGAGCAUUCUCAUGUGGCACAUCGCUACAGAACUUUUGUACCAAAGCCCUGAAGAAAAAGAAGGCAUCACAAAGAAGGAAGAAUACACUAACCGAGAGUUCAGCAAAAUCCUAUCUGACUACAUGAUGUACCUCCUUAUCAUGCAGCCUGCGCUUAUGUCAGCUGUGUCCGGAAUCGCAAAGAUACGUUUCCUUGACACAUGCGCAGAGGCAAACGAGUUUUUCGAGAGGAGGCAUAUCAAUAAAACAAGGCAGGAUGAGAAAGAGAACCUGGUGAAAGAAGCUAGCCGAGCUAUUCUCUCUGUCAAAACAUAUGUUGAGCCUAUGGAUGUGAAAGGAGACCGAAGCAAAUCUGUGCUGUUUGAUGGAAGCGUGCUUGCACAGGAGCUGAUGAAGUUACAAAAGGGAAGAGAGAACAUGUGGGAGGUAGUGAGCAAAGUGUGGGUUGAGUUGCUUUGCUUUGCAGCAACUCAUUGUGACUCUCAAGAACAUGCCUCUCAGCUCAGCAAAGGUGGUGAGCUUAUUAACUUCGUCUGGUUGUUAAUGGCUCAUUUUGGACUCGGAGACCAGUUCCAAAUCAAUAGGGAUGAUGCUAGAGCCAAACUGAUCGUGGCCAAGUGAUUAGUCCAAAAAGAAACUACACAAAAAUCAUCAAUAAACUAGUUUCUUUGUGUGUGUUUUGAAUUUGUACUUCCUUGAAUAAUCUGCACUUGUAGUGUAGUCAACUUAUUCGAUGUUUAUUGAAAAUGAAAAUCAUCUCUUUUGUUAGUUUAUUGCCAUUGAUAAUGAACUUGCCAUUUUUUGCGUGUGGCA